UUAUUUCUCCUUCCACUGCCUUGUCGAAGAAGAAAGAGAGAGAAAAACAAGAGAAAUGAAAGGAGAUGAAAGAAACCCAUCUCUCCAAUCUCCUCUAAUUUCAAUCUAUGAUAAGAGGUUGGAAUCCAACGAUGGAGAAAGCUUAGGAAAAUUGGGUAGGAAAAGAGAGAUAGUUGAAGAGCUAAAGAAGCAGUUAUGGUUAGCUUGUCCACUUGUAGCAGUCAAUCUCUUGCAGAUGUGUUUGCAAUUGAUCUCUGUAAUGUUGGUGGGCCACCUUGGGGAGCUUGCUCUCUCUGGUGCUUCCAUGGCUACUUCAUUUGCUGGGGUGACUGGUUUCAGCUUCAUGAUGGGAAUGUCAAGUGCCUUGGAUACGUUGUGUGGCCAGGCUUAUGGAGCGAAACAAUAUCAUAUGCUUGGUAUACAUAUGCAAAGGGCUAUGUUUGUCCUUCUACUUGUAUGCAUCCCCCUUGCUUUCAUCUGGGUUAACACAGGUCCAAUUCUCUUGGCCGUUGGACAAAAUCGAGAGAUAUCAAUGGUAGCCGGAGAAUAUGCCCGUUGGAUGACACCGUGCAUUUUUGCUUACGGCCUCCUUCAGUGCUACAUCAAAUUCCUACAAACCCAGAACAUUGUCUUUCCCAUGAUGAUAACCACUGCAAUUACUGCCUUAUUCCAUCUCUGUGUGUGUUGGAUUCUGGUGUUCAAAUCUGGCCUUGGUAGCAAAGGUGCUGCCUUGGCAAAUUCCAUCUCUUAUUGGAUCAAUGUGAUUCUGUUGGCUCUUUAUGUUAAGUACUCUCCUGCCUGCAAGAAGACGUGGACUGGUUUAUCAAAGGAGGCCUUGCAUGAUAUCCUCAACUUUAUAAGACUUGCUAUUCCUUCAGCAAUUAUGGUUUGCUUGGAAUUCUGGUCAUUUGAGAUGUUGGUUCUCAUGUCUGGUCUUCUUCCUAAUCCAAAGCUAGAAACAUCAGUGCUAUCUAUCAGCCUUAACACAUGUUCAAUGCUCUUUAUGAUCCCAUUUGGCCUUAGUGGUGCAGUCAGCACAAGAGUGUCUAAUGAAUUGGGCGCUGGGCAUCCGCAAGCUGCACGCUUAGCAGUAAUUGUUGUGGUGGUCAUGGCUGUUACCGUGGGUGUGGUAGUAGGAUUAAUCAUGAUUUUGGUGCGUGGCAUUUGGGGCUACGCAUAUAGCAAUGAACAAGAAGUCGUGAAGUACAUGGCAAUCAUGAUGCCCGUGCUUGCAACCUCUAACUUCUUGGAUGGAAUGCAGUCCGUGCUUUCCGGUGCUUGUCGAGGAUGUGGAUGGCAGAAGCUUGGUGCUUUUGUUAAUCUAGGUGCUUAUUACAUUGUGGGAAUCCCUUCUGCUAUUCUCUUGGCCUUCAUCUUACAUGUUGGAGGAAAGGGUCUUUGGAUGGGGAUUGUAUGCGGGCUUUUUGUACAAGUGUUGUCGCUUGGAACCAUAACUCUCUGCACUAAUUGGGAGAAAGAGGCAAGUAAAGCUAAGGAUAGAGUUCUGAAUUCAAGCCUCCCAGUGGAUAUGGCAUCUUAAAACUGACCUCUUAUCAUCUUUCCAGUAAACAUUCUUCACAGAAAUCAAGGGAAAGCCAGUUAUAGUUGGAUCA
Magnolia sinica is the source of this 1613-nucleotide messenger RNA. RefSeq names its product protein DETOXIFICATION 16-like. Gene Ontology annotation, molecular function: antiporter activity; xenobiotic transmembrane transporter activity. NCBI's taxonomy places the organism in Eukaryota, Viridiplantae, Streptophyta, Magnoliopsida, Magnoliales, Magnoliaceae. Gene Ontology annotation, cellular component: membrane. The record is from RefSeq and is a predicted model, not a curated record. Gene Ontology annotation, biological process: xenobiotic detoxification by transmembrane export across the plasma membrane. The coding region runs from base 56 to 1540 and encodes 494 amino acids. The transcript has 8 exons.